AUGACAACGGAACUUAUAGCAACCACUCAACUAGAAAACAUUGACCCAAGUAAUGAAAAUAAUUUCAAAAGUUUAGAUGAUAUCUACCUUGGCUUGGGAGUAUCUAAACAGUUUUCAACAAAUGAAAUAUCAACAGAAAGAAAAAUGGAUUUCAAAAGAAAAUGCCGAAAUUUUUUGAUCAAAGCGUGUAUAGGCAUUCGCAAAAGAUUUGCACUAAAUGAGCCAGUGUUGGUCGGAAUAUCCAAACUAAACCCCGCAAGUUGUCUCAAUAUCGCAGAUCGAGAUGAGUCAAUUCAAAAGACACUAAACUUGAUGCCAAGAUUGGCACCGACUUCUAUGGACGAACAACAAGCUUUGGACGAUCAAUGGCGAAAAUUGCCAAAGUUAAAAGAACAAUUCGAUACAACAAUACGGCCUGACGAAUUCUGGCACAAGGUGAAACAGUUGGAAGAGUUCAGCACGAUUGGAAAAUACAUGCUCAAUAUCUUGGCUCUUCCGAACUCUAACGCGGAAUGCGAGAGAAUGUUUAGCCAAAUUAACGACACCAAAACGAAGAAACGAAAUAGAUUAAUAACUAGAACAAUAAGAGCCGGACAACGCACACCUUUUCGUGCCAACACAUCAGAUGCCGUCGAAGCAGCAACAACUAAAUCUCCAGCUAAAAGGCGUCUAGUGGACUACACAGAUUCCGAUUCCGAAGACGUCAUCAUGAAAGAGUUCAUACACCGGCCUGUCAACUACUCAGCUUCUCAUUCCGAAGACGACAUCAUGAAAAAGUUCAUACACCGGCCUAUCAUACAAAAACGUCUUCCAAUUUACUCAUCAUCUGAUUCAGAUAUUAUUGAUGAAAAUGUAGACCUUAACAACAUUGUUGUUCCUCAGUCUUCAGACUUUGAAGACGAAGAUAAUCUUCCAUUAGCACAACUAAGUAAUAAGACUCCAUUCCAGAAAUUUCUGCCGACUCCUGAUUAUGGGAUUACUAAAGACCGUCCAAGAAAGAAAGCCUUAAACUACAAAGGUCAAAGAAUCACUAAAGAUCUGUUUAACAAACAAGGCAACAGUUUAAUCAAAGAAAAGAAAAAAACAAGCAAGCAACAAGUUCAAAAACGUACAAAGAAAGUAUGCAAAAAAAAUAAAAACCAAGGAACCAAACAAAGAUCGCCAGAUGAAAGAUGGUAUUGUAACGCUUGUCAGGAAGAAAGAAUGGAAGAUAUGAGGAAAUGCAUUAAGUGCCUCAAAUGGUUUCAUGAUGACUGCGUAGGGCUCACCAAAAAUGAUGGAGAAGUAUUUAUAUGUCCUAACUGUGAUGAUUAA
Molecule: messenger RNA, 1314 nt
Organism: Diatraea saccharalis (sugarcane borer)
Lineage: Eukaryota; Metazoa; Arthropoda; Insecta; Lepidoptera; Crambidae
Source: the annotation of a GenBank genome assembly